This is a messenger RNA of Vicia faba (fava bean), 1638 nucleotides long. NCBI's taxonomy places the organism in Eukaryota, Viridiplantae, Streptophyta, Magnoliopsida, Fabales, Fabaceae. The record is from the annotation of a GenBank genome assembly.
AUGGCGUCCCUACAUUUCAAUCACACUUCUCUCUUCCAAAAACGCAACCUCAUUUCACACUCCAACCGCCACUCACCUCUUCAUUUCCUCCCACCUUCCCUUCUCAACAACACCACUAUCCAUUCACCUAAACAAUGUAUUAUAUCUUCGAAGCACCGUCACUCAGGAUUCAUACCAGCUCGCGUAGCUCAAAAUCACGACGUCAUUGAUGAGUCUGAACACACCGAACAAAUCCGCGACGGUUUUGAUGUGGACCGAGAUGAAGAAGAAGUGAAUGAACUGGUUGAGCAGAGUAUAUGGAUUCAGAUGAAGGAAAUUGUUUUGUUUACUGGACCUGCUAUUGGACUUUGGUUGUGUGGACCUUUCAUGAGUCUCAUUGAUACUGCAGUUGUUGGUCAAGGAAGUUCAAUUGAAUUAGCUGCUUUAGGUCCUGCUACUGUUUUUUGCGAUUAUUUGGGCUACUCUUUCAUGUUUUUGUCGAUUGCUACUUCAAAUAUGGUUGCUACUGCACUUGCUAAACAGGAUAGGGAGGAAGUGCAGCAUCACAUAUCUGUCUUGCUUUUUAUUGGUUUAUCAUGUGGCUUGGCGAUGCUUUUGUUCACAAGGUUAUUUGGUGCAACAAUGAUUGCUGCUUUUACUGGACCGAAGAAUGUGCAUAUAGUACCAGCAGCUAAUACUUAUGUCCAGAUUCGAGGGUUGGCAUGGCCUUGUUUACUUGUUGGAUCAGUUGCUCAGAGUGCAAGUCUUGGUAUGAAAGAUUCUUGGGGACCCUUGAAGGCUUUGGCUGCUGCCAGUAUUAUAAAUGGAAUUGGUGAUAUAAUUCUGUGCAGAUAUUUAGGCUAUGGGAUUGCUGGGGCUGCAUGGGCUACAUUGGCAUCACAAGUUGUUGCUGCGUAUAUGAUGAGCCAAACUCUAAGCGAGAAGGGAUACAAUGCAUUUGCCUUCUCCACUCCUUCAGGGAAGGAGUUUCUGUCAAUAUUUAGUCUUGCUGCUCCUGUAUUUGUGACAUUGAUGUUAAAGGUGGUUUUCUACUCUCUAAUUAUAUAUUUUGCUACAUCAAUGGGUACACAUAAAAUCGCUGCUCAUCAAGUCAUGCUUCAGAUCUACAUGUUAUGCGCAAUAUGUGGUGAACCUCUUUCCCAAACUGCUCAAUCAUUUAUGCCUGAGUUGAUGUAUGGAGUAAAUCGGAGUUUGGCAAAGGCUCAGUCACUGCUAAAGUCUCUUUUAACUAUUGGAGCUGUAUUUGGGUUGCUUUUGGGGAUUUUUGGAACAUUUGUUCCUUGGUUAUUCCCCUACAUUUUUACACCCGAUCAGAUGGUCAUCAAGGAGAUGCAUAAGAUUCUGAUCCCAUACUUUUUAGCGCUAGUGGUGACACCUGCAACUGUCGGCCUGGAGGGAACAUUGCUGGCUGGAAGGGAUCUAAGAUUUAUAAGUUUGUCAAUGAGUGGAUGCUUUUGUUUGAAUGGUCUAGUAUUACUGAUCCUUAGUAGAUAUGGUUUGCUAGGCUGCUGGUUUGCCCUUGCUGGAUUUCAAUGGGCUCGAUUUUCAAUGGCCCUUCUGCGCCUUCUAUCUCCCAAAGGCGUUUUAUACUCGGAAGAUACAAGCCAGUAUGAGUUGCAAAAGUUGAAGACUGCAUAG